Messenger RNA from Salvia splendens (bonfire salvia), 837 nucleotides. RefSeq names its product ATP-dependent DNA helicase pif1-like. The transcript has 3 exons. Lineage: Eukaryota; Viridiplantae; Streptophyta; Magnoliopsida; Lamiales; Lamiaceae. Gene Ontology annotation, cellular component: replication fork. Gene Ontology annotation, biological process: DNA replication. The coding region runs from base 1 to 837 and encodes 278 amino acids. The record is from RefSeq and is a predicted model, not a curated record.
AUGCGAGUUCUUGGUAUUAAAUCUGGCGAGGGAGCAUCGAAAUUGAAGGCAUUUUCUGAGUGGAUUGCAUCUAUUGGAGAUGGAGUUAUUGGUGGUCCAAAUGAUGGUGAAGUCAGUGUCGAUCUUCCUACUGAUAUUGUAUUGCCCGAUAGUGGAGAUCCUCUACAGAACAUUGUUACAUCUAUUUAUCCUGCAUAUAUGAACAAUCAAGAUUUGAGCUGCCAUUUGCAUGAUCGAGCUAUACUUGCUCCAACGUUAGAUGUGGUUGACUUGGUUAAUCAAUAUAUGAUUUCUUUGGAUCAAUCGGACGGCCGUGUUUAUUUUAGCUCGGAUAGCAUAUCUAAGUCUGAUCAAAGUUCUAAUGGUUUCGCGAAGAUACAUUCGGUAGAAUUUUUGAAUAAUCUUAAGUGCUCUGCUACACCAAAUCAUGAGUUGUUGUUGAAGGUUGGUACUCCUGUUAUGCUAUUAAGAAACAUAGAUCAUGCUAACGGAUUGUGUAAUGGGACACGACUGAUCAUUACGCGUUUAGGUGAUCAUGUUUUAGAAGCUAAAGUCUUGAGUGCUAAUAAUCAAGGCCAUAAAGUGUUGAUUCCUCGGAUGUCAUUAACACCUUCUGAUCCUAGGUUGCCUUUCAAGUUUCAACGUCGACAAUUUCCUUUGUCGGUGUCGUAUGCUAUGACAAUUAACAAGAGCCAAGGUCAACCUCUUGCGCAUGUGGGAUUAUUUUUAAAAAGACUUGUCUUUAGCCACGGCCAAUUGUAUGUUGCUGUGUCUAGAGUCACGAGUCGUGGGGGAUUGAAAACUUUGGAAGAUGGAAUACAAGGUCAGGAGAAAUGA